Penicillium atrosanguineum is the source of this 1116-nucleotide messenger RNA. RefSeq names its product 2OG-Fe dioxygenase family protein. NCBI's taxonomy places the organism in Eukaryota, Fungi, Ascomycota, Eurotiomycetes, Eurotiales, Aspergillaceae. Gene Ontology annotation, molecular function: dioxygenase activity. The record is from RefSeq and is a predicted model, not a curated record. Bases 1 to 1116 code for a protein of 371 amino acids. The transcript has a single exon.
AUGGAAGCUAUAUCACCCAUCAAAAAGCUAUGGGGUAUGGUACGCCCCGUCUCACAUCUCCAGCACCGUAUCCGUGGUUAUAGUCCCUAUCAGCAAUGGAACCGGGGAAUAGGAGUGGCAAGUUCCGUCUUGAAGCAGACCGGAGACUUGGCCGUGGAACCUCAUCUACCCCCGCUCAACGUUCAGAAGCAGAGGGGCAAAGCCGAGUUUUACGAGGCCAUCGGUCGGAUCUGCCAGCUACGCCAAAAAUACCUGGAGAAUCGGACAGUUUUCGUGGAUGGCAGGGAGAUGGUGCCGCUCUUGAAGGCGCUUGGAGCUAGAGAUGAAGACUUCGCGACGCUUCAGGCCGUGAACAACGUCCUCAUUGACGAUCCGACUCUACCUUUCCGCAAGUCCCGCAAUGGAAGAUUCUGCUUCGACUGGAAUACCAAGUCCUUGCGACGACUUGAGUUCCAGCCCUUUGCACUGUCAUUGGAGGAAGACUUCAAACGGCAUGACUCGAACACCAUCCGUCGCUUCGAUGAAGUAGACAAUGAUUUACAGCGCAACACGGUCUUCCAAGCGCUUCUUGUAUUCAAAGGAGUCAUGUGCCAUGGGAUUACGGUGAACGAGCGUCCGAAGCUUAAUUAUCGCAGCAACCAAUGGGUGUGUACGCUGUUUGCUCUGCGCACGGUCACGACGCCAGAAAUGCUGGGAGAGCCCGCCCUGGAAGGAGUGCACACAGAUGGUGUCGACCACACCAUGACAACCUACCUACGAAGUACAAACAUGUCGUCUAACAGUGCAGUGACCUUCCUGCAUGAUAUCAAAGAAAAAACCGGCAUCCGGCUCAAUGAGACCUCACCGGAACUUAUCCAGGCCCGAGCGCAGCAUCGCAAUUUCUUGGACACCCUGUUAAUUGUCGAUAAUGAGCGUAAACACAGCAUCUCCCCGGUCUAUGCGGUCGAUGCCUCCAGAGAGGCUACUAGAGACAUGCUGAUCUUCUUCACGCGCAAGCCAGUGGUUGGAGACCAUAUUUCUUCUGAUAUUGACUCUCUUAUUCCUCACCGGGAGAAGCAACUGGAGUUUCCGAUCAUGAGCCUGUCAGAUGGAUAUGAAUUGGAAAGCGCUGAAUGA